Molecule: messenger RNA, 2619 nt
Organism: Coregonus clupeaformis (lake whitefish)
Lineage: Eukaryota; Metazoa; Chordata; Actinopteri; Salmoniformes; Salmonidae
Product: cytoskeleton-associated protein 2
Exons: 7
Coding region: 146-2014 (622 amino acids)
Biological process (GO): negative regulation of microtubule depolymerization
Cellular component (GO): microtubule cytoskeleton
Source: RefSeq, a predicted model, not a curated record
AAUUUUCAGCGCGAAAGUACAAUCGUGUUUGUUUUGCGAGAGACGUUUUAGCUUUUGUCUGUGCCCGUCGGUUUUCUUCUUUAUUUGUCCACAAUACAUUUAAUUACAAGGGCAAUAGGUGAUCUGCCUUUUGUGCCCGAAGAAAAUGGAUACAGUUACAAGAAAAAACACCAACUUGAAAAAGGGUAACAAAGAGAAUGCCAAACCAGCAAGUGGACCCACUAAGUGCUUAAUUACCAGAGCUGCUCCUACUAAAACAGUGGCUGCUCAAUCUGCCCCUUUUCAUUCCAAGAGCAAUAAAAAGGAGGACUUGGGAAAGGGAGAAGAUGCUCUAAAGAAGGUCAAGACGGAGCAGAAGGAUGUGAAGGCGGCAACCACUGGCGAUACAAAGAGACGCAACACCUUCAGCCAAGCCUUCCUCACCAAACAGGCUGUCAGACAGAGAAAGCUGGUUGCAGAGGCCCCAAAGCCUCCAGCUACCUCCCAAUCUAAACCUGUUCCAAAGCCUCCAGCUACCGUCCCAGGCGCAUACAAAGGCAAGGUUGUCCAAUCCAAAAUAAGCUCCUUCAGGAAGCCUAGUGGCCUGGAGGGAGGGCUAGAAAGCAAAGCAGCUACGAAGACCGCGAUGACCAAAGCUAAGAGCCAAAAGCCUGGAAAUUUGACAAAGGUCAAGUCCAAAUCUGUUGCUGACUUGCCUGGGCGUGGCAUGUUUAAGCCCCCCCAAUCAUGUCAACCCUCAAGAUCCAAGUCUGUGUCCAAUGGGCCUCCUCCAGUCUCCAAGUGCCCAGUCCCAGCUAUACGCCGUCCCACAGGCUUUCACUCUGCAGACCCUCCUGCCAGAACUCCUCCAUUUACCACAGCUCGCCCAAGCUCCACUAGGUCUGCCAUGACAUCUAAGAGGAAAGAGCUGCCACAGGGCACCAAGCCUAAGAUGACAGUGGCAACCGACAAGAAGGUUCACAAAAUUCCAGUUGCCAGCACCCGAAGCCAGUACAGUGCUAACACAGAAACUGCUGAAGAGAGAAGGACAAAGCUGGCAGAGUGGCUGGCAUCCAAGGGAAAGACUCUGAAAAGGCCUCCCAUAUCUGCAGUGGCACCUCCAAAGUCUAAACCAGUUGUGCAGCCAGAACCUGAAGUGCACCCAGAAUCCACAGCUGUCUCUCAACUAGAGACCAACGUUGCGCCUCAGCCCUCUGACCAGGAGCCACAAGAACCUGUUACUGAGCCUGAACUGACUGUUCGGCCUAAAAACGACCAGGUGGUCCCUGAGCAGGAGGCAGCCUGUGCCUCAACUCCACUGACAAUUAACACUACAUUGGACCUGCUUUACAACUCUGAUACAGAUUUUCUCCCUGUUGAUCCAGAGGUCAGAAUGAAUGUUGUGGUCAACCUUUGUGAUGCUUUGGAGGCAUUGGAGAAGCCCUCAGCAUGUGUGGAUGGUACAUUUUGUGAAGAGCCGAAUGAGAAAAGGGAUGAAUCUGAAGAGGAGAAAAUGGUGGAGAGACUGUCAAAUAAGGAAUUUGAGGAAAGGAAUGAGUCUCCUGAGAAUAAUUUAGACAAGUCGGAGGAUGUUGAAGUGAAAAGUGAAGUAGGAGAGGGGGCUUCAGAGCAGAAAGUAAGGAAGGGUUAUAUUAAUGAAGUUGAUGAUGACGACGACCGCUUGAUGGAGACGACACCAGAGGCAGAUGGCGCAUCGGUGGUGAAAUACAGUGUGAAGACAACUCCAUACCUGCAAAGUGUUAAGAGAACAAUCGACGGUGAGGCAUGUGCAAGUGGUUCCAGGCGAAAGAGCACCAUCAAGGAUCUGAAGUUCCUGACUCCAGUCCGUCGUUCCUGUCGCAUCCAGCGCACGUCAUCCCGCCUGCCUGGGAUGCUGACAGACCAUGACACCUGUGUGUCCUCGCUGGCUGAGCUGGUGAAACUGGACGAUGAUGCCAACGCCUACAUCUACAGGAGGAACCCUGCCCUUCUGGAGUACCUGCCUGACCAUCCCAAAGACCUGGAGAGGAUCUGAGUCUUUGGAUGAGUGUGAAGAAGAGGCCGGAAAAGGAAGAUAAAUAAUAUGGAACUGAUCGGCACUUUACAAAAGGGGUUUUAAAAUAAUGAAAAUAGCUGAUUUGCUGUCUUAUUUUACAUAAUGGUUGUUAAUCCAAAUUGUGAUAUGGACUAUGCGUGGCAACAUACUACUAUUACUAAUCCACUAAGACUGGUGCCUCAAUUAGGCAUGUCUUUUGUUUUUCUGUUUCUUGUUUCCCUUUGUGUUGCCACUUCUCAUAAGGAAGACUGAUUUGCUAUACCUUGAUAUGCUAGAUCUAUUUCAUUUGUUAUUGUAUAUAUUAUCUCUGCUGUCUUACUGUGUUUUAUGAAUGUAUUGUUUCUUUUAAUGGCAGAGUUGAUAAGUUAACAAAUAUCUACCACAGUUUUACCAUAGAUUUAAUUAUGUACAACACCUUUUAUCAGCAAAUAAGGACAUGUGUGUUGCACAUCAAGGAAAAGUAACACUAUAAAAAAAGACCAAACUAGGUGUCUGGUGGAAUUAUUGCUGUUGCAAUUUUAAAUGGGAAAUCGUGCAAUGAACAACUUGAAAAAUGUAUUCCAAUAAAUUGACAACUCACUGGA